AUGCUCGGAAAGACCGUUAUCGUGACCGGCAGCAAUUCAGGAAUCGGCAAGGAGACGGCCAAGGAACUGGCUCGGCGGAGGGCCCGCGUCAUCUUGGCCUGCCGAAAUGUACAGCGGGCCCACAAGGCGGCUCAAGAAAUCUUUGCCGAUACGGGAGAAACGGUGCUCGUCAAGCAGCUCGACCUGUGCUCGUUCAAGUCGGUGCGGCUCUUCGCGGAAGAUAUCAUCCGGACGGAGUCCAGGCUCGAUGUUCUCGUCAAUAACGCGGGCAACAUACCGGGCAAGUAUAUAGCAGCAGCGAACAAGCUGCUUCUCACAGAGGACGGCUACGAGGUGGGCCUGCAAAGUAACUACCUGGGUCAUUUCCUGCUCACCAUUCUGCUGACAGAACUUCUGAAGAAGAGCGCACCCAGCCGCGUGGUGAACAUGUCUUCGGUGCUUCACCACUUCGGCACCACGUGGCGCCUAGAGGAGCAGGCGAAGGGCACGUACACGUGGAGGACGCCGUUGCUCACCUACUGCAACGCCAAGAUGGCCAUGGUGCUUUUUACCCGGGCGCUGGCGCCUCGGCUGAAGCCGCAUGGAGUGACAGUCAACGCCGUUCAUCCUGGUGCAGUCAACACCGGAAUAGCGGGGGAAGAAAGGCUCAUCGCUUACCUGUUUCGGGUCCUCUUGGCUUUCUACGGAAGGACGGUGUGGGAGGGAGUCCAGACGUGCCUGUACGCUGCCGUGGACGAUCGCUUCGAGAGGGACACAGGCCUUUACUUGGACGAGUGCGCGCGUGGCUUUGUGAGUCACAGGGCGCUAAAUAAGGAGUGCGUAGAGAGCACCUUCGCUCGAACCAUCAGCCUCUGCCACCUGGACCCAAUCCUAGUGGAGAAGAUUUUUCAGGCAUAG
Rhipicephalus microplus (southern cattle tick) is the source of this 897-nucleotide messenger RNA. RefSeq names its product retinol dehydrogenase 12-like. Gene Ontology annotation, molecular function: oxidoreductase activity. The record is from RefSeq and is a predicted model, not a curated record. NCBI's taxonomy places the organism in Eukaryota, Metazoa, Arthropoda, Arachnida, Ixodida, Ixodidae.